Triticum turgidum subsp. durum (durum wheat) is the source of this 1074-nucleotide messenger RNA. The record is from the annotation of a GenBank genome assembly. Lineage: Eukaryota; Viridiplantae; Streptophyta; Magnoliopsida; Poales; Poaceae.
AUGGCUUCUUCCAUGCCUUGCCUUGUCCUACUCUUGGGCAUGGCAUGCCUUCUGCAGGCAUCACUACCGGCGGCCAACCCGGCGCCGUGGGAGCUGUCGGAGUCGGAGAUGAGGGCCAAGUGGUCCAGGUGGAUGACCAAGUACUCGAAGCGCUACUCUGGCCCCGAGGAGAAGGAGAAGCGGUUCCAGAUCUUCAAGCAGAACACCAACUCCAUCGGCGCUUUCGCCAGCCAGACAUCGGUCAAUGCCGUUGUCGGUGGGUUCGGGCCCCAGACCAUCACCACGGUCACCGUCGGCAUGAACAGGUUCGGCGACCUCAACCCCAGCGAGGUCGCCGAGCAGUUCACAGGGUCCAACAAUACCGGCUUCAUCCCAGAAGCUCCCACCUACCUCCCCUACGAGGACUCCCGGAAGUCAUGCUGCGUCGACUGGCGCUCCCACGGCGCCGUCACCGGCGUCAAAUUUCAGGGCACUUGCUUGUCAUGCUGGGCGUUCGCGGCGGUGGCGGCCAUCGAGGGCAUGAACAAGAUCAGGACCGGUGAGCUGGUGUCGCUCUCGGAGCAGCAGCUUGUGGACUGUGACACCGGAAGUAGCGGCUGCAGCGGCGGCCGCUCCGACACCGCGUUGGGCCUCUUGGCGUCCCAUGGUGGCAUCACAUCGGAGGAGAGGUACCCGUACAGCGGCUAUUCCGGCAGCUGCGACGUGGACAAGCUGCUCUUCGACCACCAGGCAUCCGUCACGGGGUUCAAGUCCGUGCCGCCCAACGACGAGCGGCAGCUGGCGCUGGCCGUGGCGCAGCAACCUGUGACGGUGUACAUAGACGCCAGCACGUGGGAUUUCCAGUUCUACUCCAGCGGCAUCUACAAAGGCCCCUGCUCUGCCGAGGCCGGGAGGGUGAACCAUGCUGUCACCAUCGUCGGCUACUGCGAGAAGUUCGGUGAGAAGUUUUGGAUAGCCAAGAACUCAUGGAGCAACGACUGGGGUGACCAGGGAUACAUCUACCUCGCCAAGGACGUCUACUGGCCCACGGGCACCUGUGGCCUCGCCACCUCGCCCUUCUACCCGACAGCUUGA